This is a messenger RNA of Menidia menidia (Atlantic silverside), 2474 nucleotides long. Lineage: Eukaryota; Metazoa; Chordata; Actinopteri; Atheriniformes; Atherinopsidae. The record is from the annotation of a GenBank genome assembly.
GAGCUGCGCAUGCGCGGCGGGACAGUUACCAUAACGCUGCUCAGAGCUGCUGAGUGAGUGGAUUCUGCAACUUCUGACUCACGUCCCUCGAUGGCAAAGACGUCAAAUUACAACCAGUGCUUUUAUUUGUAUUUCAAUUAUUUCUGGUUGAUUCUGGAAGAUUGGUUUCUUCUUCAGCAUGGGGAUCUAUUUUGAAACACCUGCCGGAAUCCUGAGAAACCCUUACGGGAUAUAAUGCAGUGGAAAUAUUUUGCGUUGUAGGGAAGCGUUUUUUUUGUCUAAAAUUGGUGAUGUGUAUCCUCUGAAAAAUGAAAUGCUUCAGAUGGAGGAUGAGGCGCACCGCUCCUGCAAGCGGCAGCAGCAAAAAUCAGCUGGUCCCCUCCAAGUCCCCCAGGGUCAACGGAUGGUCGUGGCCCCCCCAAGCUCUCCAGGUGGCCGGGUGGCUUGUGUUCACCUUCCUGGGCGUGGUCAGCUUCGGCAUCCACAUCCCUCUUCUGCCUCGGCCGUGGAUGCAAGUGGCCUAUGCUCUCAUGGGCGUAUCAUUUAUCGUUCACUUCUUCACCCAUAUUGUAGCUGUGAGCAUAGACCCAGCAGAUGCCAGUGUGAGGGCCAAAAAGAGCUAUUCCAAUCCGAUGCCUCUUUUUGACCGGAAAAAGCAGCCGCAUGUCAUCCAGGAUCAACACUGUUAUCUAUGUGAUGUCAAGGUUGGCAACAAAGUAAAACACUGUGGUGUUUGCAACAAGUGUGUGGAGAACUUUGAUCACCACUGCAAAUGGCUGAACACGUGUGUGGGUGGGAGAAACUAUUGGUUCUUCUUUAUCGCGCUCGUCUCCGCCACCAUGGGUGUCCUUCUGCUUAAUGUUGUCAUCUUGUUCAUAUUUGUUCAACAUUACCUGGAUCCACACAGCCUUCGAACUGCGCCGCAGUUUAACACUGCUCUGGGGAAUACAACAUGGCUGGUGUUUUUACCUUUGGCUCCUAUGAAGACGAGUUCGGCUGGUCUGCUGGUGUUGGCCUUCUUUACAGUCAUUCUGAGCACCAUCUGCCUGCUGCUGCUCACUCAUCUGCUGGCUUUCCACCUUUACCUGUUUUAUAAAGGCAUGAGCACAUUUGAUUAUGUCAAAUUAAGGCGGCAAAAAGAAGCCAAAAGUUGUGACAUUGAAGCUGAAAAAACUCGAGUUCAAAGUGAGACUCCACAGAAGCUGGAGGGCUCAAUUGACUGUGAACCAGAAUCAAAGAGGUCAAGUUCCUGCAAAUUUGACAACAAAGACCAAUUCAACUUUGGAUUUUCUGAGUCCAUAUGUUCAGAGCUUGAUAAUUUGAAUAAAUUGGCAGAAAAAGAGAAUAGUGUCCAUUAUGGCACGGAAAAUCCCACAGAAAAAGAGACGCGUGAGAUGUCUUUGAGUGUGAUCAAAAGCUGCAAUUCUGAGGAUGAGGGACUGCCGAGUGCGAGUGGGAACUCUGUUCCUGAGGUGCAGAACCCUCUGGGCAGCUCGGUUAUGCUUCAAGACAGCAACUGACUGAAACUUCUGCCUGAAAAGUGGUUGAUCAUGAUAUCUCAGGAAAGACUGGCAGUCCUGGUCAGUUAUUGGCAACUCUGGACAAUAACAGAACAGUCCAUCCUUUUCCUUUUUGAUAUUGAAUUUGUUUUUAUAUUUUAGCUUAUUGUAUUACUGAAGAACAUCUUACCCUCACCACCUAUAAUCCAGUUUUUUUGUUAAUGUAUAUACUUUGAGCUUCAGAGGAGCGAAUUUCUCUUUUCAUUUCAUUCAUUUUAUUUAUUUGUUGACUCCAGUUAAAAAGGCAGUAAAUGUACCUUUUCCAGACACUUUUCCAGGCUUUUCCGUUAAAGGUUUUGUUUAAAGCACUCUGGCAUUUUUGACCCUCUGUUUGAAUUGUGGCACCUUUUUUUUAUACCUUUGACUAUUUCGCAGUACUCAUUGCAGUGUUUAGUGCAUGGAAUGGGUGGAAACAUCCUGAUGACCUAGUUUGUCUUUUCUCAACUUCCUACCAGACUUUACAAUGAAACCCCUUCUUACAUUUGUUAAACACAAAUUGUAUUUUCUGCUGAAUUAGUUCUGUUCCCCAAAAUGGGAAAUUAAUUUUUGUUAAAAGCUUAAAUCUGUCUAAAGUCUAAAGUUAUAUGUGGUAUAUUACCUACCACUAGAGGACUGUAGAUGCUGUGUUUUUAAGUAAAGGAGGAUUAGAUGCCACUCCCAUUUUAACUCAAAAGGAGAUGAAAGAUACAGGUGGUGGAUCCUUACCACAUUUUCCUUGUAAGAAAAAUGUAAAUGAAAUGAACACUACCUUACUUGCAGAAAUGCAUAUCUGUUUGAAAUGAUAAUUUGUUUAGGCCCUCUGUGAGUACAAUUUCUUGAGUUUAAAAAUGUAUUCAAAUUCCAACUAAAUAUGUCUAGAAUAUAAAUGUAAACCAGAUGUUCAAACUCAAUAAAAAUGCUUUGAUUUUUUUUAAC